This is a messenger RNA of Helicoverpa zea (corn earworm), 5325 nucleotides long. RefSeq lists its product as uncharacterized. Lineage: Eukaryota; Metazoa; Arthropoda; Insecta; Lepidoptera; Noctuidae. Gene Ontology annotation, molecular function: nucleic acid binding. The record is from RefSeq and is a predicted model, not a curated record. The coding region runs from base 1 to 5325 and encodes 1774 amino acids. The transcript is spliced from 2 exons. Gene Ontology annotation, biological process: DNA integration.
AUGGUUAUCACACGUAGCCAGAGCGACUUGACGGAGCUGGAGGAGCAGAGGCGGGCCUCUGAACGACGAGACCCGGGCCUGCUCGCAUCGCUGCAGCGUCGGGAAGCGGAGAGGAUAGCUAGGGAGCGGAUGCGUCGCCUCUCCAUGGACCCGCCGGCAUCACCGCAGGUAGAACAAUCCACUUUAUUAGCCACUGAGCAUGCUGUCGCUGGACCUUCAUCUAGGUCAGUAAGGUCGACUACCAGCGCGACCACGCGCUUAAGGCUUGCCGAGUUGGAAGCAGCUGAAAAGCUGGCUGCUCUCACCCGCCGAGAGCUGGAAAUGGAAGCUGAGCUGGUGAAAAAGCGGCUUGCCGCUGAAGUAUCUGUAAUUCAGGACGAUCAGGAGAGCGUGCAGGACGAGGCCCUGCACGAUGAUCACCAGCACCAGCACAAUAAGGUAAGCCAGUGGCUGAAUACCCAUACCCCCGCUGCACGGGGGGAGGGGGCCGCACAUACUGCGGAAGAACACAGACCAGCGCGAGAUGAACGGCCGCGGGAGAGGUCGCCGUCUAGAAAUAGAAAUAGUAUAGAUCAACUUGCUGUAACACUGGAGAAGAUGGCGCGCCCGCGGCUGAGGCAUACGGACCUGCCGGCGUUCUCCGGAACGGUGAGUGAGUGGCUUGCAUUCAAGGCAGCCUUCAAUGAUACUACCAAUAUGUAUACAGUGUCCACGGCUGAGAACCUUCAGCGGCUCAGGACGUGCCUCAAGGGCGAGGCACGGGAGGCGGUAGCAGCACUGCUGCAUACAGCAACUGAUCCAGCUGUAAUAAUGAGGACGCUGGAACAGUGUUUUGGUCGGCCGGAAAUGAUUAUCGACAAGGCGCUGGACGAGUUGAAACGCGUGCCGCGGCCCGGAUCUUCGGCGGCAGAGUUAAAUAGCUUUGCAGUUAAGGUACAAAAUACAAUAUGCACACUCAAAGCCAUUGAUCGUCGCGGAUAUCUAUAUAAUCCGUUACUUACAAGGGAAAUUUUGGAGAAGCUGUCACCACACCUGAGAUCGAGAUGGUGUGACUUCGCCUGCGAUAACGAGGGUACUGCGGAGCCAGAGAUAUGUAGCCUAGCACGUUUUUUGAUGCGCGAGGCGGACAGGGCGCUGAGAUAUACUUACUCAACAGUAGCGAGCGCCUCGACUGCCGGUCAAAAGCGGGAGGUCCGGCCUGCAGCAUCUAAGUUCCCGGUCGCCGGCAAGAAAAAACAAGGUGCAGUAUAUGCCGCUAUUGAGACAGCGGCCGACCAAUGUUUCCUGUGUAAAGAAAACCACGCGCUGACACAGUGCCCUAAAUAUAAGGCCAUGGAUGUAGGCCAGCGCUGGGAGUUUGUAAAAGAAAACGGCAUUUGCUUUAAAUGCGCCGUGAAGAAACAUCGGCGCGUCUUAUGCCGGGCAAAGCCGUGCGGCCAGAACGAGUGCCGCCGGCCGCAUCACGUGACCUUACAUUCCGAUCCUCCUGCCAAGAAGGAGGAAACAGUCACAUCCAAGACACAGGCGGAGGAAGCAGUAAUGUCGGUAGCCAACCGAGCCGCCGCCGACAAUAGGGCCGUCCUGUUGAAGAUGUGCCCCGUGGUCAUAGGAGGACCACGGGGGGAGGUAAGGACCCACGCGCUCCUCGAUGAAGGAGCCACUAUCACAUUAAUUGACAGCAACCUGGCAGAAAGUAUUGGCGCAGAAGGCACCGUGCGGCCACUGCACAUCUGCGGCGUCAACAUGUCCUCGCAGGAGGAGGACAGCCAGGUGGUCACCAUUAAGAUAAGAGGGGUGGGCAAGGAGUGCUCACCCCACCAGCUUCAAGCAAGGACAAUUAAGGAUCUGAAGCUGCAUCAGCAAACAGUGCCGGCGUCGCUGCUUGGUUAUAAGCACUUGCGGGACCUGCCGGCAAAUGAGGUUUGUUACGCGCCUACACGUCCAGGAGUAUUGAUUGGAACGGAUCACUGGGAACACAUUGUCUCGCGAGAACUCCGGGUCGGAGGUCCGAACCAACCUGCUGCAUCAAGAACACAGCUGGGUUGGGUGGUGCAUGGAACAGCACCUCGGACGCUCGUGGCCACUGAAGGUGGAGUACUACAUAUUCAUGAACGAGACAUGAAAGGUGAUAAUCAACUUCAUGAACUUGUGGAAGCGCAUUUCAAGAUCGAGGCCCUAGGUGUCACUCACAAGCCAAGAGUGAGCGACGCGGACCGUCGAGCACAGGCCAUCGUGGAGGCCACAACCACAGCCAUCGAGGGCGGCUACCAAGUGGGGCUGCCGUGGCGAGAAGACGCAGUGUCCAUGCCGCCUAGCUAUAAGGCGGCACUACGAAGACUGAUCAAGAUUGAACAGAAGAUGGACGCCGCGCCUGAAUUCGCGGUGCAAUAUACAUCGCAAAUAGAUAACCUACUGGAUAAAGGUUAUGCAGUGCCAUGCGACGGGACGGAGAAGGCCAGCCCCAAGUGCUGGUACCUUCCACACUUCGCGGUGCAGAACCCAAACAAGCCAGGUAAGCAAAGACUUGUGUUUGAUGCAGCAGCCCGAAGCAAUGGUGUGUGUCUUAACGACGCACUCCUGGAAGGCCCCGAUUUACUGCUCUCCCUCCCAGGCAUUAUAUUUAGGUUUCGAGAAAAGGCUGUAGCCAUCACAGCUGAUAUCCAAGAAAUGUUCUUGCGUAUAAAAAUACGCCCUGAAGAUCAGCCAGCUCAGCAGUUCCUCUGGAGAGGAAAGGACAGAAGCAACCCGCCUCGAGAAUACAAGAUGACAAGUAUGAUAUUCGGCGCGGCGAGCUCUCCAUUCAUGGCGCAUUAUGUGCGCAACCACAACGCUGAGCUGCAUGGCGAGGAGUGCCCGCUGGCACUGGACGCCAUCACACGCCAUCAUUACAUGGACGAUUUGGUGGUAAGUUAUGAUAACGCCGACGAGGCACACACUGCAGUACAAGAGUUACAGAAAGUACACGCCGUCGCCGGGUUCACGCUGCGAGGAUGGAGCUCCAACGAUCCGGGAGUUCUACGCAGCGUGCCUUCAGAGCUGCACACUACUGCACCUACACAACUGGGUGGUGAGUUGCCUGCCAGCAAGAUAUUAGGCCUAUACUGGAGCGCUGAACGUGACGAGCUCGGGUUCAACACUGCGAUGAACCGCGUGCCAGCCGAGGUGCGCAACCGAAAGCGCGCACCAACGAAGAGAGAGGCUUUGAGCGCAGUCAUGUCAAUCUAUGACCCGCUUGGGCUUCUGAGUCACUACACAGUAAGGGCGAAGAUUAUCCUUCAAAACCUAUGGAGGCUCCAAAUGUCUUGGGACGACUCCAUUCCACAAGAGGACAAUGAACAGUUCUCGGAAUGGUUGUCGCAACUGUCAAACCUAACCGAUUUAAAGCUGCCCAGGUGCUACGAGAUAACCCACCAUGAAGAGCGUGAACUGCAUGUGCUGUGCGACGCCAGCGAGCAGGCAUACGCUGCUGUGGCGUACUGGCGGAUGCCGAACAAGGACGGCGCCGCAGACGUCGUGCUGGUCGCUGCCAAGGCCAAGGUGGCGCCGCGGAAGGCGCAGACUAUACCGCGCUUGGAGCUGCAAGCCGCGGUCAUAGGGGCCAGGCUAGCCGAAGCUAUAAGAAAAGAGCAUCGGCUUAACAUAACAAGAACCGUCUACUGGACGGACUCAACCACAGUCGUGCACUGGAUACAGCACGACGCGCGGCGAUACACGCCCUUCGUCGCGCAUCGCCUCGGCGAGAUCAGCGGCGAGCACUGCUGGCCUUGCCGAGCCAGCCCCGAAGAUGACGACGAGCACGAGACGCUGCACGUCGCCGAGGCCCCUGCAAGUUGGCUGCCUAACCCAGCCCGCUUCUCCCGCUACAACGUGCUGGUGAGGGCCACGGCGAGGGCGCUCUUGUUCGUUGACAAGUGUCGGCGUGCCGCCACCACGCUCGAGCUCCGCCACAUUGAACGGGCGGAGAAGGAGCUGCUGCGACGCUCCCAGGAAGAGAGCUUCGCAGACGAGAUGGCGCGCAUGCAGUCGGCGCGUCCCCUGCCACGGACGAGCCGGCUGUACAAGCUGGAUCCCGUCAUGGAGGACGGGCUACUCCGGGUGCGAGGCCGCAUCGAGGCGGCUACUGCACCAGCUGAAACCAAACGGCCAGUCAUACUGGACGGCCGCCACCCACUAACUAAACUUUUAGUACAGAAGGAGCAUUGUGCUGCGGGUCACGCCAACAGGGAGCGCGUGACCAACGACCUGCGGCAGCGCUACUGGGUGCUGCGACUGCGCCCUACCGUGCGCGCCGUCGAGGCCAGCUGCGCCUUCUGCCGGCGCAGACGCGCCGUGCCCCGGCCGCCAGCUACAGGCGACCUGCCCCGAGCCCGCCUGGACCCGUUCCACCGCCCGUUCACCAACUGCGGGGUGGACUACUUCGGGCCCAUGAACGUCAAGGUGGGCCGUCGCCGAGAGAAGAGGUGGGGCGCGCUCUUCACGUGUCUGACGUGUCGCGCUGUCCACCUUGAGCUGGUGGCUUCCCUGUCAACGGACUCUGCCAUCAUGGCGCUGCGCCGCAUGGCUGCGCGCAGGGGGUGGCCGAGCAUCAUGUAUUCCGACAACGGCACCAACUUCAGAGGUGCCGACGCCGAGCUUCGAGCAGCAUACAACGAGUGGUUGCCGGCCCUGAAAGAAGUAGGGCUGGCGGCCAAGAUGGAGUGGCGGUUCAUACCGCCUGGCGCGCCGAACCAGGGAGGCGCCUGGGAGAGGAUGGUGCGAACCGUCAAGUCGGCUCUCGGCACCACGCUCCACGAGAGGGCGCCCUCCGAAGAAGUCCUGCUGACCCUGCUGACUGAGGCAGAGUUCGCAGUCAACGCGCGCCCCCUGACUCACGUGAGCGUGAAUCCCCUCGACCCCGAGGCGCUCACCCCCAACCACUUCCUGUUGGGCUCAUCAACGGGCCUGCCUACUACGGGCCCAUGCGACGAGGCGGACCGCAGAACCUGGCGGGCCGCUCAAGCGCUCGCUGACCGGUUCUGGGCGCGCUGGGUGCGCGAGUAUCUACCCUUGCUCGCGCCCCGAGGCGAGCCCCAGAACAACGAGCGACCACUGCAGACCGGCGACGUGGUUCUCAUCGCCGACGGGACGCUGCCGCGUAACGUCUGGCCGAUGGGGAUCGUCGAGCGCACACAUCCUGGACCUGACGGCGGCAUCAGAGUCGCCGAGGUGCGGACACGAACGGGAGUCUUCCGGCGCCCAGUCAGCAAGCUCGUCGUCCUCGUGAAGGAGGAGGCUACGCGUGCUGCGCCGGGGGGAGAGCUGUUGCGGACGCCGAGCCUGCAGUAG